Molecule: messenger RNA, 471 nt
Organism: Mesorhabditis belari
Lineage: Eukaryota; Metazoa; Nematoda; Chromadorea; Rhabditida; Rhabditidae
Source: the annotation of a GenBank genome assembly
AUGGAGAUCAGCCCGCCAGUCGGAUGGACUUUUUUCCCGAUUUUGCCAAGUGGAGCCACGGCUCCAACACAAAAUCCAUGGUUUUUCAUUGGUCAAUCAAACGAUACAACUCAAGCAAAGCAACGAGCCACAAAUGAGAUCGAAGCUGCGAUGCUAGAAUCGUUGAUGGAAUCACAAGUUCCUCUCCCGGGCAUCGUUGUCAACAACGAUUGGACGCCGAUUCAGGUAGAGAAUCCAGACGGGAAAACGACAGGCACUGGGCCAUUGUAUGGAAAAGUUGAGGGUGGAGCGCUCACACAAACUGCACCUGGAGCCACGACUUUGAUCUAUACGGUGUACCACCAUCAAUUGACGGUGACGGUGAUGAAUCUAAAAGCGACUCGUUUUACAUUGAACAUCGUCAAAAAUGAUUUCAUCCAACGCUUAACCACCAGAUACAAUGUGAAAUUUGUCGGAAGUGUUGUCAUUAAU